AACCCCCACCCGUCGUCUCUUCUUUCUCAUUUUUGAGAGAGCGAGAAUUGAGAAGAUUCGUUUUUUGCCUGUUGGAUAAUCAUGCCUGCGGCUGGAUUCUCGUCGGUGCCACUGGGGUGUUACAUCAAUGCCCGACUUCUUGGAAAUUUUCUUCCCCGUGGUAUAUAAUAGGACCCAGGAACCUGGAAUUAGUGCAAAUUACUGCAAGUAUGACAAUCAAGGACUACAGUUGUUCACGUCGUCCCUGUAUCUGGCCGGCUUGACUGCGACUUUCUUUGCUUCCUACACUACCAGGAAGCUUGGUCGUAGACUGACCAUGUUGAUUGCUGGUAUCUUGUUCAUAAUCGGUGUGGUGCUCAAUGCCGCUGCUCAAAACCUUGCCAUGUUAAUUAUUGGCAGGAUAUUACUUGGCUGUGGAGUUGGUUUUGCCAAUCAGGGAGUGCCAUUGUUCCUAUCAGAGAUAGCACCCACAAAGAUUCGUGGAGGACUAAACAUACUGUUCCAGCUUAACGUUACCAUUGGCAUUCUCUUUGCAGAACUUGUCAACUACAGCACCGUUAAAAUUGAAGGAGGAUGGGGCUGGAGGCUAUCAUUGGGACUGGCAGGCAUCCCGGCUACCCUCCUAACCUUGGGAGCCCUCCUGGUUGUAGAUACCCCUAACAGCCUCAUUGAACGUGGUCACCUGGAAGAAGGAAAGGCCGUGCUUAGGAGGAUUCGGGGUACAGACAAGAUUGAAGCCGAGUUCCUGGAGCUUGUUGAGGCAAGUCGAGUGGCGAAACUAGUCAAACACCCUUUCAGAAAUCUCAUCCAACGCAGGAAUCGUCCUCAACUUGUCAUUGCAGUUGCUUUACAGAUCUUCCAGCAAUUCACUGGCAUCAAUGCAAUUAUGUUUUAUGCUCCGGUCCUGUUCGACACAUUGGGAUUUGGCAAUGAUGCUGCCCUUUACUCCGCUGUCGUAACAGGAGCAGUCAAUGUCCUCUCCACCAUGGUGUCCAUCUACUCUGUUGACAAGGUUGGCCGUCGUGCGCUGCUCCUUGAAGCUGGUGUCCAGAUGUUUUUCUCUCAAUUGGUUAUAGGAAUAAUCCUGGGAAUCAAGGUUAAAGAUCACUCAGACAGUCUCAGCAAAGGUUUUGCAAUCUUGGUGGUUAUACUGGUGUGCACUUUCGUUUCAUCUUUUGCUUGGUCGUGGGGACCUCUAGGCUGGCUGAUCCCCAGUGAAAUUUUCCCUCUGGAGACUCGCUCGGUUGGCCAGAGUGUCACCGUCUGUGUCAACCUGCUAUUCACUUUUCUCAUUGCUCAAGCUUUCCUCUCCAUGCUCUGUCAUUUGAAGUAUGGCAUCUUCUUGUUCUUCUCUGGAUGGGUUCUGAUCAUGUCCAUCUUUACCCUGUUUCUUCUCCCAGAAACUAAAAAUGUUCCCAUUGAAGAGAUGACAGAGAGGGUAUGGAAGAAACAUUGGUUCUGGAAGAGAUUCAUGGAUGAUGGUGAGGACGAAGUAGUAAUUUUUACCAAUGGUACUGAUGACUCGGAGAAAAAGGACUAUUCCAAUGGAUUUGAUCCAGCUUCUCAGUUGUAAAUUUCAUUGUUUUUAGUGUCUCUUUAGCCGUAUAGAAUCAGAACAUGAAUACACAGAAGACAGGUAGAACCGUCGGCGAGAGGGAUAUUGUGUCAUUAUGUGUGCUUUGAACUUAAACUAAAAAUAAAAAUGUUUUGUAUGAGAUUAUGAGUAUUAUAAUUUUAGUGUGAUUUAAUUUUCAGUGUUUGGAUUCCUGUAUUUUCAAGCUUAAGCAAUGUAACCCUGUUUGGAAUUUACCAGCAACAAAAGGGUGUUAAUUAA
Rubroshorea leprosula is the source of this 1834-nucleotide messenger RNA. The record is from the annotation of a GenBank genome assembly. NCBI's taxonomy places the organism in Eukaryota, Viridiplantae, Streptophyta, Magnoliopsida, Malvales, Dipterocarpaceae.